AGUUCAGAGAGGAGAGAGAGGAGAGGGAGAAGGCGAAAGGGGCUGAGGAGCGGGGAGAGAGGGCGAGCACGCAAGGUAGCAAAGGAGCGCCUAGAUUCUCCGAGGCACGCAGGAGGACCGGUGAGGAAUUCCUUUCUCGGGCAGCUGUCACGGAGCGGGAGGGCAUCCAGAGAAACCCCAUCACAAUGCCCCAACUCUGAACCUUCCGACCAGAAGUUAGAGACUUAAGCAGUACUGACGUCGGAUGGAAAGGGAAUGCGCUCGGCGCUGUGGGGAAUACUCCCGAGCUGAAGAAGUGCCUGUGACAGAGACCCGAGGAGCCCAGCUCCGGCGGGCAACACAGAGGAAAAUGUGGCGAGAAUGACUAACGGCAAAUCUGUGAAUUUGUUCUCGGGAGUUGCUAAUUUGCCAGCCCGAAACAACGCGUUUGACAAGGAGGAAACGUUUUUUUCGCUGCUUCUGAUUUCUCCCCUAAACUGGUGCUACCACAUGCAUGGCUUUCUCUGUGUUGGAACGGAUCGUUUGUAACUGCAGCACACCGGGAAAGGGGAAAGGUUGAGCAACUCACUGGCGGUCUCCAAAUAAUCGCUGAGAUGUAAUGCAUCCUCCCGUCCAUGCCCACUUCCUCUUGCCAUCUGGGCAUCAUUCCUCAGUGGAGUCCUUUAAACUCUAAAAUCGAGCAAAAGGAAAAAAAAUACAUUAUCAUGGACCUGAGGGAUUUUUACCUGCUGGCUGCUCUGAUUGCCUGUUUAAGGCUGGAUUCCGCAAUAGCUCAAGAACUUAUUUACACUAUUAGAGAGGAAUUGCCUGAAAAUGUGCCCAUAGGAAACAUACCAAAGGAUCUGAACAUUUCUCACAUCAAUGCUGCCACAGGGACCAGUGCCAGCCUUGUCUACAGACUGGUUUCAAAAGCUGGGGAUGCCCCUUUGGUGAAAGUGUCCAGCAGCACUGGAGAAAUUUUCACAACCUCCAAUAGAAUAGACAGAGAAAAACUGUGUGCUGGAGCUGCGUAUGCGGAGGAGAAUGAGUGCUUCUUUGAACUUGAGGUGGUGAUCCUCCCCAAUGACUUUUUCAGGCUGAUCAAAAUAAAAAUUGUUGUCAAGGAUACCAAUGAUAAUGCCCCCAUGUUUCCAUCUCCUGUCAUCAAUAUUUCCAUUCCGGAAAACACUUUGAUCAACAGCCGCUUUCCAAUCCCAUCAGCCACCGAUCCUGACACAGGCUUCAAUGGUGUGCAGCAUUAUGAAUUGUUAAAUGGGCAGAGUGUGUUUGGACUGGAUAUUGUGGAAACUCCAGAGGGAGAGAAGUGGCCGCAAUUGAUUGUUCAGCAAAACUUGGAUAGAGAACAGAAAGAUACCUAUGUGAUGAAAAUCAAAGUGGAGGAUGGAGGCACUCCACAGAAAUCCAGCACAGCCAUACUACAGGUCACAGUAAGUGAUGUCAACGACAACAGGCCCGUGUUUAAAGAGGGUCAGGUAGAGGUGCAUAUCCCCGAGAAUGCUCCCGUGGGGACUUCUGUCAUUCAGCUCCACGCCACUGACGCAGACGUAGGCAGCAAUGCUGAAAUCCGAUAUAUAUUUGGUGCCCAGGUCGCCCCUGCAACCAAAAGACUCUUUGCUUUAAAUAAUACUACUGGCCUGAUUACAGUUCAGAGGUCUUUGGAUCGAGAGGAGACGGCCAUUCACAAAGUGACAGUGCUGGCUAGUGAUGGCAGCUCCACUCCUGCUCGAGCAACAGUGACCAUCAAUGUCACAGACGUAAAUGACAACCCUCCGAACAUAGACCUCAGGUACAUCAUAAGUCCCAUCAAUGGCACCGUGUAUUUAUCUGAGAAAGAUCCUGUUAAUACAAAGAUUGCCCUAAUCACAGUUUCAGAUAAGGACACAGAUGUGAAUGGCAAAGUGAUCUGUUUCAUUGAGAGAGAAGUCCCGUUUCAUUUGAAGGCUGUGUACGACAACCAGUACUUGUUAGAGACUUCUUCUCUGUUGGACUAUGAGGGCACCAAAGAAUUCAGCUUUAAAAUUGUUGCCUCUGAUUCUGGGAAGCCCAGCUUAAAUCAGACUGCCUUGGUAAGGGUUAAACUUGAGGAUGAAAAUGACAACCCACCAAUUUUCAGCCAGCCUGUAAUUGAGCUGUCAGUUUCUGAAAACAACCGACGUGGGUUAUACUUAACAACUAUUAGUGCCACGGACGAAGACAGUGGGAAAAACGCAGACAUUGUGUAUCAGCUUGGACCGAAUGCCUCCUUCUUUGAUCUGGACCGAAAGACAGGAGUUUUGACAGCCUCCAGAGUCUUUGACAGAGAAGAACAAGAACGAUUCAUUUUUACAGUCACUGCCAGGGACAAUGGGACCCCUCCCCUGCAAAGCCAAGCGGCUGUGAUAGUCACUGUUCUGGAUGAGAAUGACAAUAGCCCCAAGUUUACUCAUAAUCACUUCCAGUUUUUUGUCUCUGAAAAUCUGCCAAAGUAUAGUACUGUGGGGGUGAUCACAGUGACAGAUGCAGAUGCUGGCGAGAAUAAAGCUGUGACUCUUUCCAUCCUAAAUGACAAUGAUAAUUUCGUGUUGGAUCCCUACUCGGGAGUCAUAAAGUCCAACGUCUCGUUCGAUAGAGAGCAGCAGAGCUCCUACACUUUUGACGUCAAAGCCACUGAUGGAGGUCAGCCACCUCGUUCCUCCACUGCGAAAGUGACCAUCAAUGUCAUGGACGUCAAUGACAACAGCCCCGUUGUCAUUUCCCCACCGUCUAACACCUCUUUCAAGUUGGUGCCGCUUUCAGCCAUUCCGGGCUCUGUGGUAGCUGAAGUUUUUGCAGUGGACAUUGACACUGGAAUGAAUGCCGAGCUGAAGUACACUAUAGUGAGUGGGAACAACAAAGGCUUAUUUCGCAUCGAUCCGGUCACAGGUAACAUUACUCUGGAGGAAAAGCCGGCACCGACUGAUGUAGGUUUGCAUCGUUUGGUGGUCAACAUCAGUGACCUGGGGUACCCUAAGUCGUUGCACACACUUGUGCUUGUAUUUCUUUAUGUUAACGACACGGCUGGAAAUGCCUCCUAUAUUUACGACUUGAUCCGCAGGACUAUGGAGACUCCCCUGGACAGGAACAUAGGGGAUAGUAGCCAGCCCUACCAAAACGAGGACUAUCUCACCAUCAUGAUAGCGAUCGUUGCAGGUGCCAUGGUGGUCAUAGUUGUCAUCUUCGUCACUGUUCUGGUGCGCUGCCGCCAUGCCUCUAGGUUCAAAGCUGCUCAGAGGAGCAAGCAAGGUGCGGAAUGGAUGUCCCCCAACCAGGAGCACAAGCAAAACAAGAAAAAGAAAAGGAAGAAAAGAAAGUCUCCCAAGAGCUCUCUUCUGAACUUUGUUACUAUCGAAGAGUCCAAACCCGAUGACGCGGUUCACGAACCUAUCAAUGGGACCAUAAGCCUGCCCGCUGAGCUGGAGGAGCAAAGCAUAGGAAGAUUUGACUGGGGCCCAGCUCCUCCAACCACCUUCAAGCCCAACAGCCCUGACUUGGCCAAGCAUUACAAAUCUGCCUCUCCACAGCCUGCUUUCCAUCUCAAACCAGACACUCCAGUUUCCGUGAAAAAGCACCAUGUGAUUCAGGAACUCCCUUUGGACAACACCUUUGUCGGGGGUUGUGACACCCUUUCCAAACGUUCUUCCACUAGUUCAGAUCACUUCAGUGCCUCAGAGUGCAGUUCCCAAGGAGGCUUCAAGACAAAGGGCCCCUUACACACCAGACAGUGUAAUUCACACAGCAAAAGUGACAAUAUUCCUGUCACUCCUCAGAAAUGUCCCAGCUCUGCGGGUCUCCACGUUCAGGAGAGUGAAGAAAGCCAUUCUGAGUCGCAGCGCCGUGUUACCUUUCACCUCCCCGAUGGCUCCCAAGAAAGCUGCAGUGACAGUGGUCUAGGCGACCAUGAGCCAGUGGGUAGUGGAACCCUGAUCUCACACCCUCUUCCUCUGGUUCAGCCACAGGACGAAUUCUACGACCAGGCCUCUCCGGACAAGAGGACCGAAGCAGAUGGCAACUCUGACCCCAACUCUGAUGGGCCGCUAGGUCCCCGAGGAUUGGCUGAGGCUACAGAGAUGUGCACUCAAGAGUGCUUGGUUCUGGGCCACUCUGAUAAUUGCUGGAUGCCUCCUGGCUUGGGUCCAUAUCAACACCCCAAAUCUCCUCUUUCCACCUUUGCGCCCCAGAAAGAAUGGGCAAAGAAGGACAAGCUUGUGAAUGGGCACACCCUGACCAGAGCUUGGAAAGAAGACAGCAACAGGAAUCAGUUCAAUGACCGUAAGCAGUACGGUCCCAAUGAAGGCCAUUUCAACAAUGGCAGCCACAUGACAGACAUUCCUCUGGCAAAUCUGAAGUCUUACAAGCAAGCAGGAGGUGCCAUUGAGAGUCCCAAGGAGCACCAGCUCUAAGAAAUGCCUAUGUGGGACCUAACAACUUUAAUCUAAAUAGACAUGCUAAUACAGUGUGUGUCAGAGCUUUAUGUAUUAAAUAGAUCUCUACAACUAUGCCCCUUAUAGCAGGGAUAUCCGUAACUUUGUGUUAGCACCAUGGAGGACACAAUGUUUUAUAGCUUCAGAGAGAAGAUAGUUCAACUAGCUAUGUGAUCUUGUUUGCUAGAGUUGAUUAAACUCUCCAGAGAUCUCUCCAUUGUGCAAUUUUUUGUUACUAUUGUUGCAUUUUAUUUUGACCCUGGACUGCUGCUAUGAAUAAUAGAAUAUGCAUUUGGAGAGUAAGAAAGUUCCAUGGAUUAGAGUGACUGACAAAUAUAUCCAGUUAGAAAUUUGUGCUCUUUAUGUCAUUGAUUUAUGCUGGGACCACUAUAUCUGACAUUAUACUUCAAACAAAACUUUAAAAGAUAAGCAUUAAACCUAUUGUGCUGUUAACAACGUUAGUGGACACUUGUAAGUCAAUCAGUGUUAAAAGUAUUUGUAAAUAGAGCAAGUUAUUAUUAACAACUUUUGUGUAAUUAUAACUUUCACCUAAAAAUGUUGUAGCAUAAUUCUGUGUUUAUGGUUGGUUCUUUCCUUUUGUAUGUUUUAUUUUUUGCUGUUUCUUCUUUUUUUUUUUUUAGUGAGGUGUUUCUGAGUUAGUAGUCUGUCUUAACACACAUUGUUCAAAAGAAAUCCAACACUUGUGUUUUAAGAAAACGGUUCUGAAAUCUAGCUUCUUCUAUAAUAGCUUCUGUUGUGGGAACUACAUAAAAAACAAAAAUGAAAACUACACAAAAUUGGAGGACUUGCACAAACGCUUCAUAAUGCAGAACCUGUUUUUGAUAUUCUUAUGUUUAAGUAGGCAAAAGAAAAUGCACUUAAUUAGUACUAUUAAGUAAGAGAGUAAUGGGAAAUAUUAUCCAUCAGAAGUGCUAUAAUAUCUUGUACCUUUCAUUCAUGCAAAUUAAUGUAUCAAAGUAAGUAUAUAUUAAAAUCACUAUUCAAAACUAGUUUCAAUUGGACAAAUGUGUGUCUACAACUUUGUUGAAAUGGCCGUUUGUGUUGAUCCUCAUAUACAAUAAUGUAACACAAGUGUUAUUAGACCAUAGCCACAAAAUAUUUAAUGUGUUGUGCCUUCAUGAUGUAACAGAACAUUCUCCAGGUAGGAUAGUUGGGGAAAUAAAGGGAUAAAUCUCUAAUUAUUGCUGUUUAACUGUUUGUUAUUAUAGUUGGUCAAUGCCUGGCCGGUACCAGCAUACCGUCACUUAGGUCAAAUCAGCAGAGUGACACCUAAUGUUAAUAAGAUCUCAGUUGCACGUGCAAACAAUUCCAAAUUCGAACAUUGUUAGGAGGUUUUUGUUAAGGCAUGACAGAUGAUUUAAACAAAUAAAUAGCAUGCAACAAAAUGUCUUUAUUGAAAGAAGUGAAAGUUAUCUUAAUGCCACGGUUCACCAUCAACUUAAAAGUAAAAAAAAUAAUAAAACAAAAAAUUUAAAAAAAUAUUUGCUAAUCUGAUAGUUAAUUUGUUCUUACCAAAAAAAAAUUACUUUGUAAAUAGCAGUUCACAUUUUUUCCACAAUAUAAUGGAAAAUAAUGGGUAGGGGUGCAUUGCUUAUUGAAGUAAAUUUUUGUCGGUUUGUGAGGGGUGUUUGAUGACUUUGACAGAAUAAAUAUCUAAACAAUUAUCCUUGUUACUGCUUUGCCAGUUCUACGUUAUUUACAAUUAUUCAGCUCUUGCAAUAAAUGUUCUGAAUU
Molecule: messenger RNA, 6194 nt
Organism: Ochotona curzoniae (black-lipped pika)
Lineage: Eukaryota; Metazoa; Chordata; Mammalia; Lagomorpha; Ochotonidae
Gene: PCDH9
Product: protocadherin 9
Exons: 5
Coding region: 615-4418 (1267 amino acids)
Biological process (GO): homophilic cell-cell adhesion
Cellular component (GO): plasma membrane
Molecular function (GO): calcium ion binding
Source: RefSeq, a predicted model, not a curated record